This is a messenger RNA of Manacus vitellinus (golden-collared manakin), 3285 nucleotides long. It is a transcript of the gene TRAF7, whose product is annotated as TNF receptor associated factor 7. The record is from RefSeq and is a predicted model, not a curated record. The transcript has 20 exons. Lineage: Eukaryota; Metazoa; Chordata; Aves; Passeriformes; Pipridae. Gene Ontology annotation, cellular component: cytoplasm; nucleus; SCF ubiquitin ligase complex. Gene Ontology annotation, molecular function: zinc ion binding; protein binding; ubiquitin-like ligase-substrate adaptor activity. Bases 533 to 2545 code for a protein of 670 amino acids. Gene Ontology annotation, biological process: protein polyubiquitination; proteolysis; Notch signaling pathway.
UCAGGGAAACUCCUGCUUGAGCCAGAAGUGCCUCCAUGUGAUGGCAGAGAAGGUGCAGCUCCUUCCUAAGGGUACCUGGCUCCGAAGGAGACUGAGAGCAUCUUGUCAGAUCCACUGGGAUAACAGCAUGAUUGUGCCCUGAAGCACCAUCAGGUUCCAGCUGAGGUUAAAGAAAGCAAACUCCAGGUGUUUAUGCAGGUUAUUGUUGUGGAAUUCUUGACUUUGCAAACUUGAGCUUAGUGAAAAUCUGUAUAAACAGUGUAAAAAGAGAAAUGAAUCCCCUUUUAAAAGAUAAUAUUUUUAGAAAAUGCUGAACUCUCAUCCAGGAAUGAUUCAAAGGAAUCUGACUUUGUCCUUGCCUCUUCCUCCUGAAAAUCCAGGUUUAAGUGAGUUUAGAUAUACACUUGGACUUAGUGCUGCAGGAGAGUGUUCUCUGAGCCCAGGAAAAUACAUACAGUGAACCUAAUUCCCUUUCUGUCUCCCUUCUUCCCCAGAGCAAGCUUCCCAUGACUAACAGAUGCUGGCCUAGAUUAUGAGCUCAAACAAGAACGCUCGCUACAAUCGAUUCUCCAGUGGCACAACAAACAUCACUCCUUCAGAAAACACUAACGGGACGAGAAUGGAAACAACUUUUGGACCAGCCUACUCUGCUGUGACCACCAUCACAAAGCCUGACGGGACCAACACUUUCAAGCAGCACCGCCGGACCCCGUCCUCCUCCAGCACACUCACCUAUUCCCCACGGGAUGAGGACGAUGGCAUGCCCCCGAUCAGCACCCCACGCCGCUCUGACUCGGCCAUCUCCGUCCGUUCAUUGCACUCCGAGUCCAACAUGUCCUUGCGCUCGACGUUCUCACUCCAUGAGGAAGAGGAGGAGCCAGAGCCCCUGGUGUUUGCUGAGCAGCCCUCUGUGAAGCUGUGCUGCCAGCUGUGCUGCAGUGUGUUUAAGGAUCCAGUCAUCACAACCUGUGGGCACACGUUUUGUAGAAGAUGUGCCUUAACAUCUGAGAAGUGCCCCGUGGACAAUGCCAAACUGACCGUGGUGGUGAACAACAUCGCGGUGGCCGAGCAGAUCGGGGAGCUCUUCAUCCACUGCAAGUACGGGUGCCGAGCCGCGGCCAGCAGCAAGCCCACCGCCUUCGAGGUGGACCCCCGAGGGUGCCCCUUCACCAUCAAGCUGAGUGCCAGGAAGGACCAUGAGAGCAGCUGUGAUUACCGGCCCGUGCGCUGCCCCAACAACCCCAGCUGCCCUCCUCUGCUCAAAAUGAACCUGGAGGCACACCUCAAGGAGUGCGAGCACAUCAAGUGUCCCCACUCCAAGUACGGGUGUACAUUCAUAGGAAACCAAGACACUUACGAGACCCACCUGGAGACGUGCAAGUUCGAGGGUCUGAAGGAGUUCCUGCAGCAGACAGACGAUCGCUUCCAUGAGAUGCAGGUGGCAAUGGCCCAGAAGGACCAGGAGAUCGCCUUCCUGCGCUCCAUGCUGGGGAAGCUCUCUGAGAAAAUCGACCAGCUGGAGAAGAACCUGGAGCUGAAGUUUGAUGUUCUGGACGAGAACCAGAGCAAGCUGAGCGAGGACCUGAUGGAAUUCCGCAGGGAUGCCUCCAUGCUGAAUGAUGAGCUCUCCCACAUCAAUGCUCGGCUCAACAUGGGCAUCCUUGGAUCCUAUGAUCCUCAGCAGAUCUUCAAGUGCAAGGGGACCUUUGUGGGCCACCAGGGCCCUGUGUGGUGUUUGUGUGUGUACUCCAUAGGAGACUUGCUCUUCAGUGGCUCCUCAGACAAAACCAUUAAGGUGUGGGAUACCUGUACCACAUACAAGUGCCAAAAGACCUUGGAGGGUCAUGAUGGAAUUGUACUGGCUCUCUGCAUCCAGGGGAACAAGCUGUACAGUGGCUCUGCUGACUGCACCAUCAUUGUCUGGGAUAUUCAAAACCUGCAGAAGGUGAACACGAUCCGAGCACACGACAAUCCUGUUUGCACUUUGGUCUCCUCACACAACAUGCUCUUCAGUGGCUCCCUCAAAGCCAUCAAGGUCUGGGAUAUUGUAGGUACUGAGCUCAAGCUGAAGAAGGAGCUGACAGGUCUCAAUCACUGGGUGCGAGCGCUGGUGGCUUCCCAGAACUAUCUCUACAGUGGAUCCUACCAGACCAUCAAGAUCUGGGACAUCCGCAACCUGGAGUGUGUCCACGUGCUGCAGACGUCCGGGGGCAGCGUGUACUCCAUCGCCGUGACCAACCACCACAUCGUGUGCGGCACCUACGAGAACCUCAUCCACGUCUGGGAUAUAGAAACAAAGGAGCAGGUCCGCACGCUGACAGGGCACGUGGGGACGGUCUAUGCCCUCGCUGUCAUCUCCACACCAGAUCAAACCAAAGUCUUCAGCGCGUCCUACGACCGGUCGCUCAGGGUGUGGAGCAUGGACAACAUGAUCUGCACCCAGACGCUGCUGCGGCACCAGGGCAGCGUCACCGCCCUCGCCGUGUCCCGUGGCCGCCUCUUCUCCGGCGCUGUGGACAGCACUGUAAAGGUCUGGACGUGCUAGUGAGAGCUUCACACUAGUCCUGCACACUGAAAGACCAAAAACUCUCCCCUCCAUCGGCCUGUGGGUGACCACAUCCUCCGAAAUGACUGCUGCAGCUCCUCCUGCACCAACCACUGCCUGCUGCUGCCCCUGGGCCGGCCCCCCCGCAGGGAUCCCGGCUGGCGGCUCUCCCGAUGGGUCUGCCCCAUGGAUGCUCCAGAUGUUCCCCCAGAUCUGCCCUAGAUGAUUGGAAAAGCAGAGGAAGCAUAUCCAGUGCCUUCCUCUGCCUGUGUCCCCCCAGCUGGGGACACCCCUGGGGCUGGGGCUGGGGUGACUCUGGGCCCCAGGGCUCCAGGCCGGGCGAGCACAGCCCUUGGCCAGUGAUGGGACUGGAUGGAUCAGCGUGUCCCAGUGGUGACACUGGGAGGCUGCUCCCUGGCCAUGGUAGGACUGAGCAUUAGGCCCUGCCCUGGGUGGGCACCCGACCCCUUUCUGUCUCUAGUAUUUAAUUUUACUGCCAAGGCGCCGGGGCCGAUCCAUCUGGGAAGAGGUAUUUCCUUGAGUAGCCAGGUACGAUUUUUAUGCCACAGCUAGUUCUCAAAUCAAGUUCCACAAGCCCAUUGUUCACCACCCUGUAAUUAUGGUCUCCACAUUAAAGACAAAAAGCCUCCGUUGCAUUUUUACUCACAUUUUCUACUGUUUUUAAGAUUGUAAUAUAGAUUUGAUUAUUUCUUCAUUGACAAUAAAAGCAGAAAGAGUUG